Molecule: messenger RNA, 333 nt
Organism: Pestalotiopsis fici W106-1
Lineage: Eukaryota; Fungi; Ascomycota; Sordariomycetes; Amphisphaeriales; Sporocadaceae
Exons: 2
Coding region: 1-333 (110 amino acids)
Source: RefSeq, a predicted model, not a curated record
AUGAAGGCCGUUCAAUUUCUCGCUGUUCUCGGCGCUUCGCUCGCCGCUGCCACUACGGACAUGAGUGUCAGCACUACAGUCGUCUGCCACUCAUGCCCAAACGUGACUUCUACCGCGGCCGACAUCGUCACCCGAUCCCCCAUACCCACCACACCCUGCAGUGCUCCGGCCUUGACCGUCAUCAGUUCCGCCACCGGCUCUGGCAAUGCGACGGCAACCGGUACCGGGUCUUCCAGCACAAUGGUUCCGGUAACAGUCUCUGGUGGUGGAAAGCUCGUUGAAAGCUUUAGUGGUGCAUUGGCUUUGGCCGCAGCUGUUGCGUACCUGGUUUAA